GGGGCGCUGCGCGCGUCCUCGGGCACGGCCGCCGAGCGCAGCUCUUUUUUAAAGGGCCAGCGGGGCAUGUGGUUUGUCACGGCCGCCAGGCAGGAGCUCCCACCCUCGGCGGCUCCCGCUCCGCUUCUGCCGUCGCCGCCGCGCCGUCCCUGGCCCGACAGGCCGGGUCCAGGCACUGCAGCCCCGCGAGGGACGCGGGCAGCCAUGGCCGAAGCGGCGCCCGCCCUGGCCCCUGCGAAAGGCAAACACACAGAGGACCAGAGGCCUUCGGCACCUCCCUUACCCCAGCCAGCUGCUGAGAAGAAUUCGUACCUCUACUCCACAGAGAUCACACUGUGGACAGUGGUGGCUGCCAUUCAGGCCUUGGAGAAGAAGGUGGAUUCCUGCCUGGCCCGCUUGCUGACUCUGGAGGGGCGCACGGGGACAGCCGAGAAGAAGCUGGCUGACUGUGAGAAGACAGCCAUGGAGUUCGGGAACCAGCUGGAGGGCAAGUGGGCCGUGCUGGGGACCCUGCUGCAGGAGUACGGGCUGCUGCAGAGGCGGCUGGAGAACGUGGAGAACCUGCUGCGCAACAGGAACUUCUGGAUUCUGCGGCUGCCCCCGGGCAGCAAGGGGGAGGCCCCCAAGGUGCCCGUGACCUUUGAUGAUGUGGCCGUGUAUUUCUCCGAGCAGGAGUGGGGCAAGCUGGAGGACUGGCAGAAGGAGCUCUACAAGCAUGUGAUGAGGGGCAACUACGAGACGCUGGUCUCCCUGGAUUAUGCCAUCUCCAAACCGGACAUCCUCACCCAGAUAGAGAGGGGAGAGGAGCCUUGUCCUGACCAGUGGAGCCAGAAGAAGGGGAGUGAAGUAGAGGUGGCACAUUCAAGGAUGUUGGGCACUGGCCUCCCUCCAUAUCCAGAGUACCUCACCAGCCCACUUAGCCCUGCCCAGGAGGAGCUGAAAGAAGGGCAGACCCCCAAGCAGCAGCGGGACUCUGAGGCGAGAGCGGCCCCAGCCGGGCUGGGAGCAGGUGGUGGUAUGGCCAUCAAGACAGAGGCACAGUCCGAAGACGAGAUGACACCUGAGCGGCUCUUUCUGGGGGUAUCGCCGAGCCAGACCAAGUGCAGAACCCCCCGAGGGCCCAGGAACAGGCGUGAGGGCCCCAGCCGUCAUCAGGCCCUUGGCGUGUCCACGCGGGCGGGUGAGCCACGGCCACCGGGGCCCUGCGGGGAGACGUCCCGAAUCCUCCCCCGCCGGCGGGAGCGGGCGUUCCCCUGCCCCGACUGUGGGCAGAGCUUCCGCCUGAAGAUCAACCUGACAAUUCAUCAGCGGACCCACGUGGAGGAGGGGCGGCGGGAGGCCCCAGGCCACUUGCUCACCGGCUGCAGGGAAAGCCAGGACACGCUGGAGCCGGGGGAGGUGGUGGUGCCCGGCCCUGUCAUUCGCUGGCUCCCAGAGGACCCUAAGGACUGCCGCUCGGUGGCUGGGGGCCACACAUUGGCGGUGCGGCGGCCUGUGGCCAGCAAGAUGUACCACUGCAGUGAGUGCCUGCGCUUCUUCCAGCAGCGCAAGAGCCUGCUGCUGCACCAGCGCCUGCACACCGGCAGCGGCCAGGGCUGGCCUGCCUGCCCCUACUGCGGCAAGACCUUCCGCCGGCCCUCGGACCUCUUCCGCCACCAGCGUAUCCACACUGGCGAGCGGCCCUACCAGUGCCCCCAGUGUGGCCGGACCUUCAACCGGAACCACCACCUGGCUGUGCACAUGCAGACCCAUGCCCGAGGCCAGGCGCGCCCACACUUGCCCACCGUGCCCAGGCCUAGCCGCACAGAGGAGGGCUGACCAGGCAGAAGCCCACAGGGGACCCCUGGCAGGGCCUGCCCGCUGUGCCUGACGCAGGUUCCUCCUUGUCCUGGGAUGGUUUGGAGAGAGGUUUGUUGUUUUUACCCAUUCAAAUGGGAAGCAGCCACCCUUUCGGUGACAGUGUGUGUGACCAGGUGCCUUGUUUCCUCUUUCGUGUUUACACUCUUUGCUGCCUUUUCUGCAUUCCUGACUUGUAAAAGAUUCCUUAAGGCUUAAGGGAUGCCUUAUUUUUGAUGGGGCCUCUGGUAGGUACCACAGUCAAGAGGACCAGAGAUCAUGGCCCUUCCAAUAUGAGGGUGAUAGAGACAUCGGGGACCAGGGAUUUUUGUUUUGUGCAGAGAUCCCUUGCCUGCUGUCACCAUGAGAAACAGUGGAGGGGAUGGAUGGCCUGAAGAAAGGAAAUUCUUCUACUUUGCUACUUUGAAACACACAGACUUUCAAGUGCUUUUGUAAAUGUGUUUAGUUGCUAAUGGAACUUUGCCUUUUGUGAAGUUGGCAGGGCUGGAAGAGGAGCUGCUUCCACCAGCCUGUGGUUCUAUUUUUUUUUUCUGAAAUGGAGUUCCCCUUUUGUUGCCCAGGCUGGAGUGCAAUGGUGCAAUCU
This is a messenger RNA of Sapajus apella (tufted capuchin), 2440 nucleotides long. RefSeq names its product zinc finger family member 783 (gene ZNF783). The transcript is spliced from 6 exons. NCBI's taxonomy places the organism in Eukaryota, Metazoa, Chordata, Mammalia, Primates, Cebidae. The coding region runs from base 67 to 1818 and encodes 583 amino acids. Gene Ontology annotation, biological process: regulation of DNA-templated transcription. The record is from RefSeq and is a predicted model, not a curated record.